Eptesicus fuscus (big brown bat) is the source of this 2837-nucleotide messenger RNA. It is a transcript of the gene PIAS3, whose product is annotated as protein inhibitor of activated STAT 3. Gene Ontology annotation, molecular function: zinc ion binding; transcription coregulator activity; SUMO ligase activity. The transcript has 14 exons. Gene Ontology annotation, biological process: regulation of transcription by RNA polymerase II; protein sumoylation. Lineage: Eukaryota; Metazoa; Chordata; Mammalia; Chiroptera; Vespertilionidae. The record is from RefSeq and is a predicted model, not a curated record. The coding region runs from base 105 to 1964 and encodes 619 amino acids.
GGGACUGACCUCUAGCUGUGCAGCCGGAAGGCGCCACGCGCCCCCUCCCCCUCCGGGCAGCCCCCCUCGGAGCGCCCGCCCCGCUCCCCGAAACCGAUCCGCACAUGGUGAUGAGUUUCCGGGUGUCUGAGCUCCAGGUGCUCCUUGGCUUUGCUGGCCGGAACAAGAGUGGACGGAAGCACGAGCUCCUGGCCAAGGCCCUGCACCUCCUCAAGUCCAGCUGUGCCCCCAGCGUCCAGAUGAAGAUCAAAGAGCUUUACCGCCGGCGCUUCCCCCGCAAGACACUGGGGCCCUCAGAUCUCUCCCUUCUCUCUUUGCCCCCCGGAACCCCUCCUGUGGGCUCCUCUGGUCCUCUAGCUCCCAUCCCCCCGGCCCUCUUGGCCCCUGGCACCUUGCUGGGCCCCAAGCGUGAAGUGGACAUGCACCCCGCUCUGCCCCAGCCUGUGCACCCUGAUGUCACCAUGAAGCCAUUGCCCUUCUAUGAGGUCCACGGGGAGCUCAUCCGGCCCACCACCCUCGCGUCCACCUCUAGCCAGCGGUUUGAGGAAGCGCACUUUACUUUUGCGCUCACACCCCAGCAGGUGCAGCAGAUCCUCACGUCCAGAGAGGUCCUACCGGGAGCCAAAUGCGAUUAUACCAUCCAGGUGCAGCUAAGGUUCUGUCUCUGUGAGACCAGCUGCCCCCAGGAGGAUUAUUUCCCCCCCAACCUCUUUGUCAAGGUCAAUGGGAAACUGUGCCCCCUGCCGGGUUACCUUCCUCCUACCAAGAACGGGGCUGAGCCCAAGAGGCCCAGCCGCCCCAUCAACAUCACACCCCUGGCUCGACUCUCGGCCACUGUUCCCAACACCAUCGUGGUCAACUGGUCAUCCGAGUUUGGACGGAAUUACUCCUUGUCCGUGUACCUGGUGAGGCAGCUGACGGCAGGGACCCUUCUCCAAAAACUCAGAGCGAAGGGCAUCCGGAACCCAGACCACUCCCGGGCACUGAUCAAGGAGAAACUGACGGCUGACCCGGACAGUGAGGUGGCCACUACAAGUCUCCGGGUGUCACUCAUGUGCCCGCUCGGGAAGAUGCGCUUGACCGUCCCUUGUCGUGCCCUCACCUGCGCCCACCUGCAGAGCUUCGAUGCUGCCCUGUAUCUGCAGAUGAAUGAGAAGAAGCCAACGUGGACGUGUCCUGUGUGUGACAAGAAGGCUCCCUAUGAAUCCCUUAUCAUUGAUGGUUUAUUCAUGGAGAUUCUUAACUCCUGUUCGGAUUGUGAUGAGAUCCAGUUCAUGGAAGAUGGAUCCUGGUGCCCAUUGAAACCCAAGAAGGAGGCAUCUGAGGUUUGCCCCCCGCCAGGGUAUGGGCUGGAUGGCCCCCCGUACAGCCCAGUCCAAGAGGGCAAUCCAUCAGAGAAUAAGAAGAAGGUUGAAGUUAUUGACCUGACAAUAGAAAGCUCAUCAGAUGAGGAGGACCUGCCCCCCACCAAGAAGCACUGUCCUGUCACCUCCGCUGCCAUCCCGGCUCUGCCCGGAAGCAAAGGGGUCCUGGCAUCCGGGCACCAGCCGUCGUCCGUGCUGCGGAGCCCUGCGCUGGGCGCGCUGGGCGGGGAGUUCCUGUCCAGCCUCCCGCUGCCCGAGUACCCACCUGCCUUCCCCCUGGGGGCGGACAUCCAAGGUUUAGAUUUAUUUUCUUUCCUUCAGACGGAAAGUCAGCACUACGGCCCCUCCGUCAUCACCUCGCUCGAUGAGCAGGAUGCCCUUGGCCAUUUCUUCCAGUACCGAGGGACCCCUUCCCACUUCCUGGGCCCACUAGCCCCCGCACUGGGGAACUCGCACCGCAGCACCACUCCAGCACCCCCUCCCGGCCGUGUCAGCAGCAUUGUGGCUCCUGGGGGGGCCUUGAGGGAGGGGCACGGAGGACCCCUGCCCCCAGGUCCCUCUUUGACUGGCUGCAGGUCAGACAUCAUUUCCCUGGACUGAAUCCCCUGGGUUAUGGAACCUUCACUGUCUCCCAACACUGAGCAAGGAUGCUGUGGAGUCCAGAGCCCUGGCCACUCUGCCCCCGGGGUGGGGGGGGGUUUGGCCACAGGCAAGAAAGACCUUCACAGACACUAGUUUUUGGCCUCAUUUCUGUCUGACAAGGCCAGCGUCCAAAGGGUUAAUAUUUAACCUCUUUUAAAGGACAUUUGGGUCCUAUUUUUUGAAGUGUUCUUGAGAUGGCUGGCAUAUUCCUUUGGGUAUGUCAGCGGAGGCAGUGGGAGGCAAAUGGGAUGGGAUGGGAGUUGCGGGAAGGGUCCUCUGCUGUCCCCAGAUGCCCUCUCUUCCCAGUCCCCAAACCAUGGCUCAGUUCCGUCCCCGGAGCCACAGUCUCAUGUCCAUCCGUUCUCUUUGGCCAAACAGACAGAUGGAGAAACUAAGACAGACAGACACAUGGACAGAGAACUCUAUUUUGGGUUGUAGAUUUUUUGUACAUAAACAAGGAAAACCAAAACACAUCCAAAGAUGACUCCCCUGCCUCCUAAUCCCCCGUACAUCUCCCUGAGGAGACAAGGCCUUAGCCCUGACGCCCAGGAGUUUGGGAGCAGGGCCCGGCCUACGCCUGGGACUCUAUUUAUAUAUUUAAGUUCACAGUGUUUCUUACGCUGACCAGCCCCGGGCCCGAGCCGCUCAAGGCCCGCGGCCCUGCGGUGAGGUCGGGCUGAUUCUGCACCUUUCCUGGGAGGUGGAGGACCCGUGUUGUCCCCAGUCUCCUUUGUCAGGCUCCUCCAGGGCCUAGGACCUCUGUUGUAAUUGUACUUUUUAUUCCCAAAGUUGUAGCAAAGUUCUUACCCAUAAUAAAGGUUGUGAAUCUUC